AUGUCACUAAAAAAUAAUGCAAUGUUUGAUGAUUUCUAUAAAAAUCCUCAAAAAAUGUCAAGUUUAUCUUUUGAAGAAUUAACCAAAUUGGCAGAUUUAGCAGUAAUUCCAAAUCCCAAUAAUAAAUCUCCCUCUUUCAUAACUUCUAAUAAAACUGUCACCGAAAAAACAAUUCUCAAUAAUGUUCCUUUAGAAAAACUAAUGAACUUUAUUUCUUCCACUCAAAAUUUUAAUGUUGCAAAUGACCCUUCUUAUUUAUUCUUUGGCAAAAUUGGCGAUGCAAGUAUUAAACAUAAUUUUUAA
Messenger RNA from Funneliformis geosporum, 303 nucleotides. Lineage: Eukaryota; Fungi; Glomeromycota; Glomeromycetes; Glomerales; Glomeraceae. The record is from the annotation of a GenBank genome assembly.